This is a messenger RNA of Salvia hispanica, 1280 nucleotides long. Its product is annotated as GATA transcription factor 12-like. Gene Ontology annotation, molecular function: zinc ion binding; sequence-specific DNA binding. Gene Ontology annotation, cellular component: nucleus. Gene Ontology annotation, biological process: cell differentiation; positive regulation of DNA-templated transcription. NCBI's taxonomy places the organism in Eukaryota, Viridiplantae, Streptophyta, Magnoliopsida, Lamiales, Lamiaceae. The record is from RefSeq and is a predicted model, not a curated record.
CACUCACCUAUUUCUAUUUCCCUCUUUCUCUCCAUCCCCAUUCCCCCAUGGAAACCCCCCAAUUCUUCCAAUCCGACUACUACUCCUCCUCCCCCUUCGCGCCGGAGAAGCGCCUCUCCGACGCCAAAACCAACGACCAUUUCGUCAUCGACGACCUCCUCGACUUCUCCAACCACGACGCCAUUGGCCCCGACGCCGACGCCGAUGCCGAUGACUCCUCCACCGCCGCCCCUCUCAACGCCUCCUCCACCUUCUCUGCCGCCGCCGAUCAGGCUUUUGUUCAGGCCAGCGACGUCGCCACCCAAUUCUCUAAUGACCUUUGCGUCCCGUAUGAAGAUAUGGCUGAGCUGGAGUGGCUAUCGAGCUUCGCUGACGAAUCAUUUUCAAGUGAAGAUUUGCAAAAGCUACAACUGAUUCAAGGCGUGAAGGCCCGAACCAACGAGGCCCCGCAGCCCGAACCGGCCCCGGUGGUCCUUUCGGUCCCGGCCAAGGCGCGGAGCAAGCGGUCCCGCGCGGCCCCGGGCAACUGGACCUCCCGCCUGAUGAUGGUGUCACCGCCAGUGACACCAGAAGCCCCCGCCAUGUCGUCCUCUUCGGAGUCGAGCGGGGGCAACAAGAGGUCCCCGAAGCCCCCGGGGGCUAGGCAGCGGAGGAAGGAGGCCCCCGAGAGCUCCGGGGAGGGGCGCAGGUGCCUCCACUGCGCCACUGACAAGACGCCGCAGUGGAGGACUGGGCCCAUGGGCCCAAAGACGCUAUGCAAUGCCUGCGGCGUCAGGUACAAGUCGGGCCGGCUGGUGCCCGAGUACCGGCCCGCGGCCAGCCCGACUUUCGUGACGCUGAAGCACUCGAACUCGCACCGGAAGGUGAUGGAGCUGCGGCGGCAGAAGGAGAUGGUGCAGGCGCAGCAGCAGUUCCUCCACCACCAGCACCAGGGUGUUAUCUUUGACGCCGCCGCCGCCGCCGAUGAUUACUUGAUCCAUCAACAAAUUGGGCCGGAUUUUCGCCAGCUGAUUUAGCAUUAAUUAAAAUCUUUUUAUUUUAUUUAUUGGAGAGGAUUUUUUUAAUUUAGAUUUUUUUAAGCUCGUUAAUUUUUUUAGGACAAUUGAAUCCUAACUCCUCGAAUUUAGAUUUUUAGAUUUGUGAGGACUAAUUAAAAGUGAAAAAAGAUAGAAGAAGACCGAAUAGGAAAGGAGGAAAAAUUGGAGAGGGAAAAGGGGGCAUGUCCUAAAUUGAAUUGUAUUUGAGCAAUAAUUAUUGAAUAAAUUUUCGUAAUUCGAAUU